This is a messenger RNA of Fomitopsis serialis, 897 nucleotides long. RefSeq lists its product as uncharacterized. The transcript has 2 exons. The record is from RefSeq and is a predicted model, not a curated record. NCBI's taxonomy places the organism in Eukaryota, Fungi, Basidiomycota, Agaricomycetes, Polyporales, Fomitopsidaceae. Bases 1 to 897 code for a protein of 298 amino acids.
AUGGCUAUUGACCCUCAAUUGCUUGCACUACCACCUUCGACUCUACCGAUCUUCACCCCACCGACUAUGCUAGCUCCACAACCACCUUUCCCAUCCAGACGAAGCUCGCCAUCCCCAGAUCGACAUGUUGAACAUCGUCCUAUGCCCUUCCCCGACCUUGCGGUCCGGCCGGAGAGCAUGCCGGCCGGUUCUGCCUCGUCGCCAACGUUGCGGCCGGCGCUCCCCUCCUCAACUCCCAUCCUGAACGCUUCACCCGGCCCCUUUUCCCGAGCGUUCCAAAGCUCCGGCCGGAGUGCGUCCCAGCCUACCCCCACUGCUCAACGUUCCGCCCGGCCCCUUUUCCCGAGUGUUCCAACGCUCCGGCCGGAGCACGUCCCAGCCUACCCCCACUGCUCAACGCUCCACCCGGCGUAUUUCCCCCAGGGUUCCAACGCUCCGGCCGGAGUGCGUCCCAGCCCACCCCCACUGCUCAACGCUCCACCCGGCGUAUUUCCCCCAGGGUUCCAACGCUCCGGCCGGAGUGCGUCCCAGCCUACCCCCACUGCUCAACGCUCCACCCGGCGUAUUUCCCCCAGGGUUCCAACGCUCCGGCCGGAGCGCGUCCCAGCCCACCCCCACUGCUCAACGCUCCGCCCGGCGUAUUUCCCCCAGGGUUCCAACGCUCCGGCCGGAGCGCGUCCCAGCCUACCCCCACUGCUCAACGCUCCGCCCGGCCCCUUUUCCCGAGCGUUCCAACGCUCCGGCCGGAGCGCGUCCCAGCCUACCCCCACUGCUCAACGCUCCGCCCGGCGUAUUUCCCCCAGGGUUCCAACGCUCCGGCCGGAGUGCGUCCCGCUGCGCCCGGCCUUGCCUGUCUGCAAAACCGGCACCCCGAGAUUACAUUGGCCACUCGGGUGA